UUCGUUUUGCAUUGAGCAUCGCGGCAUCGUAGCGUGGAGAGAGGCGUCGAGCCGAAUUAAACGUGAUCGCGCUUUUAUAAUGCGUUUAGUACGCUGGACGUGAGCUUAGUAAUUAACACCAUGGACCUAAUUACGAAGUUGUGCUCUUUCGUUGCCAGUGUGCAAACACUGAUCCACGGAUGGCACGAAAAUGGGAUCCCAGGUGCGAGGAUAUGAAGAAAGAAUUUUGAACUCAGAAUCAGAGGUCAUGCCGCCGGGCCGCUGAAAGAGUUUUCGCGCUUCGAUACUCCAGCAUGCCGUCAUCAUCCGCUGCACGAAAGAUCCAACGCGCCUUGGUUGCGAUCAAGAUUACGCUGAACCGAAAAUCGUGAAGAUGCGACGAAAGAAGUCCUUCGCACGGAGGCCUUUCAGGAGUGAUUGUUCUAUUUUGCAUCUCUACUCGUCUCGCAAGCAAUUUAUGCACAAACUGUGAUAUGAGGUUGCUUGCUGUGACGGUGUGGGCAUUCGUUUGCGUGACACUGCUGGGAGUUUUAGCGUACAGUAUGCUGCUGUGGAGUCAGUAUUGGAGGUGGGCUACUCCGCGCAACACCGGAGUGCGAGCGGCGGCACCACGAAGGCGGUCGCACUUAUCCAGAGGAUACAGCAACGCUUCGACGGGUGGUGGUGUGCUACAGCCUCAUAGAAUGGCUCCAUUGCCUAAGGACAAGCUUUUCGCCAAGGUGGAGGCGUACCGGGCGCAGCUGGAGCGCCAACUGCGUCGCGCCCAGUGGGACAGCGUGCGUCCCGUGGGCGCCGGGGGCCGGCCGGCGCCGGACCGCUACGGGCUGCGGCCCAGCAGGCGCAAGCCGGCCCGCUUCGCGCCGCCCGACCAGCUGCUGGCCAGGGCCAGGGCUCUGCGCAUGCGCAUGCUGACCAGGGACACGGAGCCGUUUAAGCGGAUGGGUUACAGCCAGUACUUCCCUCCCGCGGACUUCUACGCGAGUCAGUUCAACUCCUGCGCUCUGGUCUCCAGCGCGGGAUCUAUGCUCGGCUCCAAGCUUGGACCGGAGAUUGACGGGCACGAGGCCGUGCUGCGCUUCAACGACGCGCCCACGGCGGGCUUCGAGGCCGACGUGGGGGCGCGCACGACGGCGCGGCUGCUCAACUCGCAAGUGCUGGCGCGCCCCGAGUUCGACUUCUUCAACUCGGCUCUGUACCGGAACGUGACCCUGGUCGCCUGGGACCCGUCGCGCGACCGUCAGCCCCUCGACAAGUGGGUGGAGCAUCCCGAGUUCGACCUGUUCCCGGCGUACUGGCUGCGUCGCGAGGUGCUUCCGGACGAGCCUUUCUACCUGCUGCACCCGGACUCGGUCUGGGAAGCCUGGCACUUCCUGGACAACGAGAACCCGGGGCCCGUGCUCAGGAACCCGCCGUCCAGCGGAUUCCUCGGGCUUCUCCUGCUGCUCAAACAAUGCCGUCACGUGGACGCCUACGAGCUUGUUCCCUCGAUGCGGCUGACCAAGCGCUGCCACUACUACGAGGUGCACGAGGACCUGGGCUGCACCCUGGGGGACUGGCACCCGCUGGCCGCCGAGAAGCUGCUCGCGCUGCACCUCGCCUCGUCCUCGGUGCACGCCCUCGAGCAGGCGUUUGCCCGCGGAACGCUGCCGCUCAGCACGCGCGACGGCGAGCCACGCGGGCGCUGAGCACGAGUCGACGGGCGUGCCACUGUAUAGCACGUGCAACGCCAGAAGGUGCCAUCUACCGCGCCUGUGCCAUCUACCCCACCGCUUAUUUUGUUGGAGGUGCUGCGGC
Molecule: messenger RNA, 1794 nt
Organism: Dermacentor albipictus
Lineage: Eukaryota; Metazoa; Arthropoda; Arachnida; Ixodida; Ixodidae
Product: beta-galactoside alpha-2,6-sialyltransferase 2-like
Biological process (GO): sialylation
Cellular component (GO): Golgi apparatus
Molecular function (GO): beta-galactoside alpha-2,6-sialyltransferase activity
Source: RefSeq, a predicted model, not a curated record